CUUAAAAGACUUAUAUUUAGGAACGGAGGGAGUAAAACAUAACAAAAUUGUGUUUUGAGUCUUAGUAAUACGAUAGCUAGGGUUCUACGCUACGCUAGAUAAUUUAGGAAUUACAACUUGGUGUGCCCUCGGACCUCUGCGGCGCGUGACUUUAAGCCAUGUCCAGCUCACAACGGUAAGAAACAGAAAUGUAAAUAACAGUCACAGUACAUCAUAGUAUAACUGGGUUUAAACUCACUGAUGAAACGAUGAGGUUCCAUCCGAGCCGUUGAACCAUCUUGAAACAACAUCGUGCAAUCCCAGCCGUUGCUUAACUGAAUCUCUCUCAUCUGUCGUCUGUCUUCAGUAGUUCCUGGGUUCAUGUCCUGACACAAGCCCUCUCUGCUCAAUACAGAUCAGCAGUUGCUGCGCCGCCGCUGAAGCUCCCUUCUCCCAGUGCGAUUUCUCUCUCCCAUGUCCCGGCCGCUCUACAACCUCCGGCGACGCCUCCUCCCAUCACGCUCGCACCGCCUCUCCACCACCUCCUCCACUCCGGCAACCCCCGUGGCCGUCCUCUGGGACCUGGCCGCCUCCCGCCCGCCCUCCAAACUCCCCCUCUACGACUCCGCCGUCCGCCUCCACCUCGCCGCCUCCUCCUUCGGCCGCCUGCGUUUCUCCGCUGCGUUCCUCCACCCCUGCCACCGGCUCCCCGCCCCCGAUCCGUCCGCCGACGCCACCAAUCUCUGCCGCGUCUGCGGCCGCCGCUUCCGCGCCCGCGACGCGCUGCUCCGCCACUUCGACACCAUCCACACCCGCGAGCACGCCAAGCGCCUCGAACGAAUCGAAUCCUCCCGCGGCGACCGCCGUGUGCGCCUCGCCGCGUCCCUGUCUCUCAAGCUCUCCAAGUACAGCAAGGCCGCCCGCGAGCUCACCGCCGGCGUGAACCCCGGCUCUCCCGCGGACGAGCUGCGCCGAGCCAGAGUUCACGCCGAGCUCUCCAGGUACCCGUCGACUGCCCUCCGGGAGCGCGCCCAGGAGGUGCUCGACGAUGGGUCCGUGGGGUGCCUGAUGCUGGUCUCGGGGCGGGAGGAGCUCUCCCCUCUGCUGCGACUGGCGAGGGAGAAGGGCGUGCGGUCGGUGGUGGUUGGCGGCGAGUCAGGGCUGGCAAGGUGGGCCGACACAGGCUUCACCUGGGCGGAGGUGAUCGCCGGGAAGGCCAGGAAGGCAGCGCCGUCCAUGUCCGGGAAAUGGCGCGACAGGGACGUGCUUAAGAGGCUGGAGUGGAGGUAUGAAGGUGACGAGGAGGAAGAUGUGGUGUUUGAGGAGGACGGCGACGGAGAUGGUUCAGAAGAGCUGGCGGGGAGUGCAAACGGAAAGCCAUGGUGGAAGCUGGAAUCAGAUGGCGAGGACUCGUCACCUUGCACAUAAAGUGUUUGUUCAUUUGCUGCUUGGGGGUUGGGAUACUUCAGAGUUCAGACGAAGUGUGGAUUGUGCUACACCAGUGGUACCAUCAGAUCUUUGCACAAUAAUCCGUUUGCAUGUGCAAGGAGUAGUAGUUCAAUCGAAGUUCUACGCUAGGUAGAGCUUUUGCUUUAGAUCAUUUGAACUCUCUCUGAACUUGUGUAAGAUAUGAGACAAAAUCACUGUUCUAAUUUUAUUAGUAAAUAUGGACACAAAAUA
Hordeum vulgare subsp. vulgare (domesticated barley) is the source of this 1659-nucleotide messenger RNA. RefSeq lists its product as uncharacterized. The record is from RefSeq and is a predicted model, not a curated record. Bases 454 to 1407 code for a protein of 317 amino acids. The transcript has 2 exons. NCBI's taxonomy places the organism in Eukaryota, Viridiplantae, Streptophyta, Magnoliopsida, Poales, Poaceae.